Messenger RNA from Rubroshorea leprosula, 975 nucleotides. The record is from the annotation of a GenBank genome assembly. Lineage: Eukaryota; Viridiplantae; Streptophyta; Magnoliopsida; Malvales; Dipterocarpaceae.
GUUUUUUCUCUUCCCCACAAAAAAUUCUCAGUCAAAACAAAAAAUUUUUCGAACCUGAAAUCAGGAGAAAGAGAUGCUCAGUCUUUGCCACAGAAUCAUCCACCAAAUUUCAUGGCUCCACCUAUUGGUCGCCCUUGUGGCGGCACAGAACAGAACCAAUGCACAGCCGGAACUGAACAAUUUGUACAACAACUUCGACCCGUCCAUGGGGAUCCUGGUGAUAAUCUUGGUGUGCGCUUUUUUCAUUUUAGGAUUUAUAUAUAUUUAUGUUCGUCACUUCACUGAAAGCAGCGUCCCCCUCUCGAGUACCCAUCAGCCUAGCGCAUCUGGUGGGUGUGCAGCUGCUUGCGGCCUUGAUGUUUCUGUAAUUCAGACUUUUCCUGUUUUAUUGUACUCUUCUGUGAAAGAACUCAGAAUCGGGAAAGGAACGCUUGAAUGUGCUAUUUGUUUGAGCGAGUUUGGAGAGGAUGAAUCCCUUCGUCUGCUGCCAAAAUGCAACCAUGUUUUUCAUCGUGUUUGUAUCGACCUUUGGUUGUCUACUCAUGUUACUUGUCCUGUUUGUCGGACUGAGCUUACACGUGCGUCUGAUGAUGGUGAACCUCCCAAGAAUGUUGAUUCAAACACCGAGUUAAACAGGGACUUGAGUCGCGGCAAUGUUGGGACAGAAUACGAAUCAAAUGAUCAGGUUGUGAUUGAUGUAAAUGAAAAUUGUAGCAGAGUAAUGCCGAUUCAGGGUACAAUAGAGGAGAAUCGGCUACCGAGAGCAGCAAUUCCGGUGAAAUUUUCUAGAUCGCACACGACGGGGCAUACAGUUCUGAUUCCACCAGGGGAUAACAUUGAACGGUUACUGGCAAGAGUCAAAUCCACUGAUGAAACAAGUGCUGCCUCAGAAAACCGGCAGGAAGGAAGCUAUGGGCAGUAAUCAUCCUUCGCUUGCUGUGCAACCAAACCACCAAAUGAAGAUGAAGUCAGUUA